AUGAGCAGGAAGGAAGUCGGACAUGAUGACAUGCAAUUUGGUACGAUUCUUAUGAGAGAUUUAUCGACAGAGUCAACGCCAGCUUCAUUGCCAUCAUCCUCAACUGGAACCGUCCUCGUUCGUCCACCUAAAUUACUGACAGAGGUCCUUCAACAGGACUGUACUGAAUUACCUAGACAAGAGUGUCCACCGUCCACAAACCUUACUAUGCAUGUAUUGCAGCAAUAUCGAGAUGAAGAAAAGGUUCCGAUGUUUCUCGUGAAAAUGUGGAAUAUCCUUGAAGAUCCGGAAUUUCAAAAUAUAAUAUGCUGGGAUAAGAGCGGAUACAGUUUCCAUGUUCUGGAUCCACAUCUGUUUUGCCGCAUAGUUUUGCCGCAAUUUUUCAAACACAAUAACUUAAACAGUCUCAUACGCCAACUCAACAUGUAUGGUUUCCGGAAAAUGACACCUAUCGAGAAAUCAAGUUUGGCACGAUCUGAAAGUGAUCAGGAUCAUUUAGAAUUUUCGCAUCCAUAUUUUAUCCAACAGCAUCCCGAAUUGUUGGUUAACAUCAAGCGUAAAACUCCGGGUAAUCGUAACAACGAGAAUAACUCAGUGGCUAUGCCCCCAAAAGAAAUAAGUGUCCUUGUGGAUGAAAUACGACAGCUGCGUGAAAAGCAACGAACGAUGGAAAAUAAAAUGGCACAUCUUGUGAAAGAGAAUGAAGCAAUGUGGCAGCAGGUAUCACAUCUUCGAAAUCAACAUGUCAAGCAACAGCAUGUUGUCAAUAAAUUGGUCCAAUUUCUGGUAGCGCUUGUACAACCCUCACAAAAGCGCCUUGGGAAACGAAACUUACUAGCAAUCGAUGAAAUUGGUGUCAAACGUGCCCGAAUGGCUAGUACUUCUACACAAAUUGGGCAGGCAAGUAAUCUUGCUGAAAUUAUUGACCGACUGCAUCGUGAAAUCUCUGAUAAUACAAACGGUCAAACGAAGCAAAAUUCGAAUGUAUUUAACUCGCAUUCUAAUCAGGGGCCAAUUAUUGCGGAUGUCACUGAUGAACCGGAAAAUGCUGCUGUGGUAGGGCCAACUGCGCGGGCAGCAGUUGUCCCCGUGUUAACUGCUACACAUUUGCAACCUGCUCCCGCUAAUACAUCUCAAGUUUCAACUAAUUCCCCCAUAUCACUCAACCCGAUCUCAUUAUCUCCAUCUUUGGACAGACAAAUAUCAGAAGAGUUAGCAGAGUAUCUAAGCGGACAGGAGCAGACAAUUGACAACUGUCGUGAUCUGCUUGGAAACUGUUGGGAUACUAUGAUGACUGAUGAUGUGGAAGAUGGUGAAUCAAUUGAAUUUGAACGGCAACCUCUUAUGCUAGAAGGUCGUGAUCCAAUGUUAGCAGUGGACGAAGUUCCAAGCACUCCAGAUUUACUGACACCACUGGCAAGCCCUUCCCACAGUAAUAUUUAA
Messenger RNA from Cercopithifilaria johnstoni, 1443 nucleotides. The record is from the annotation of a GenBank genome assembly. NCBI's taxonomy places the organism in Eukaryota, Metazoa, Nematoda, Chromadorea, Rhabditida, Onchocercidae.